ACACACACACACACGCACACGCACACGCACACACACACACACACACACACACACACACACACACACACACACGCACACGCACACGCACACACACACACACACACACACCUGCAAAACCUGUAUGCACACACACCUGAGCUCUCCGCUCAGCAGCAACAAACGCUCACUUGAUUUUGACUGCAUUUUUAAACAAUUUCAUUUUGAAACAAAUCGUAACAGCACAAAGGCUUCAGAGUUUUUGUGAUUAUAAAAGUAUUUUAAGUUCAUUACAACCUUUAUUUUCUCAUAAAUGAGCCGAGUUAGUAACUCUGUGAAGCCCAGAGAACCUCGGCGGAGCAGGUCGAGAGGAGCCUGCUGCCGGUCCGAGAGUCCGGGCAUGAUGGAUCAGAGACAGAUCAGCGGCCACGCCGUUUGUCAGAGACAAAGGAAUAGCAGCAGCAGGUUCAGGGGUGGGGGCAUCUAUCAUUUUAUCCCAGGCCCCAACCACACUGUCUUCUGGCUUGUGUUUAGUAAUGAACUCAUUUUGAUAAAGCAUAAAAUAAAAAUAGUCUCUUUUAUUUAUUGGUUUGUUUUGAAUUUCAUAGGGAAGCUUUUCAAAUGUACGUAUAAUCUUUGUCUCACUCAUCUUAAAAAAAACAAAAAAGCUGUAAAUAACUGAGCUAGCCAAUGUAAGAUGUUCAUUUUGUUUACUUUGGAUUUUUACAAAUUAAAUGUCUUUAUGCAAAACAGAAUGACAAGGAGAAAUUUGGCUUUUAUUGAGGAAACAUGAGGUGUAAUAUUUGUACUCGAAGCUGUAAGUUUCAGGUUAAAGGAAACAAUGGAACAAGAAUUCCUGAGAGUUGCAGGAUGCGGGAAGAUGAAGCAUCAGAAUGAGGAAGGAGGAAACAGAGCUCACACGAUGAUGCACCUGUUCAGCAUGAGGAAACUACACGCUAUAAAAAAGAACAAAAGAGAGAGAGAGAGACAGUUGCUGCAGAUUGUGUGAGUAUUCAUUUCAUCCUGGUUGAUUUCUGCUGUGAUUAAAUGUCGUGUUUUAUUUUUAUUCUCCUUCCUUCAGACUCUGCUUAUUUCUCAGUUGUUUGUUAGGAUUUUUAUGCAGAUUUUUGUAACUUGGCUUUUUUUUAUCUCUGUUAUUUUAUUUAAUUACACAACUUUCUGUCUAACUUGUGUUAAUUUAUUAGCAUGUUGCACAGAAAAAAAAGUACUUUUAUUUCUGAUCAUUUGGAAUCUCUUCAGUUUUUCAAAUUUGAUAAACGUUUUUCGGGUAUAGACUUUCUACAUUUAGUUAUAACCACUGAUGUUUAUGUAGAAGUUUGUCUACAAGAGUUUACAUCUGUUUAUGGUAAAUGGUAAAUGGCCUGUAUUUGAUAUAGCACCUUCUAGAGUCCUGGAACCCCCCAAGGCGCUUUAUAACACAAUCAGUCAUUCACCCAUUCACACACACAUUCACACACUGGUGGGGAUGAGCUACAAUGUAGCCACAGCUGCCCUGGGGCGCACUGACAGAGGCGAGGCUGCCGAGCACUGGCGCCGCCGGUCCCUCCGACCACCACCAGCAGGCAACGUGGGUUAAGUGUCUUGCCCAAGGACACAACGACAGCGACAUACUGAGCAAGCUCGAACCUGCAACCUUCCGAUUACGGGGCGAGCACUUAACUCCUGUGCUACCGUCGCCCACUUAUCUACUGAGUUUUGUUUUAUUUUUGGUUUAUAAUUAGUUAACAAUCUUUUUUUUUUUUUUGCUAAUUUCCACACCUUAUGAUAGUCUGGUUAUAUGACAGAUAACCAGGGUCUGUGGAGCGAACCUCAUCACCUAAUUAUGGUGUUUAAAUAGCAUCAAAUAACAGCUCAAUAGAAUGUUAACAAUACCCACACAGCAGACUUUCUAUGGUUGUCAAAAAAUGUCAAAUUUUAAAAUAUUUUACUUCUCCUUUAGCUGAGUUGUACCAGGCUCUGAAGAUGCUAGUCCUGAAGGUGCAGGACCUAAUGGUCCUCACUGCUCUGCUGCUCUCCAUCACGGGUCCCACAGAAACCAGAGUGGUGACUUCACUACAAGCCUGCCACAACUUCUUCUGUCAGCAAACUCCACCAAACAUCCCAGGAAUCUUGGCCCACGGAAACAUCAUAAACCAAAACAGAUACAAACCCAUUUGCCAAACUUUUGAAAACACGGUAACAUUUGUGACACUUUAUGAUACCACCAACAAGAUUCCAGUGUUUUCUGCCUAUAAGUACACACAAUAUGCUACUGGAAGGCCACGUGACAUUUGGAUGAUUGAACCACAGCUUGAGAACCUUCACAGUGGUAACAACAUGGAGAUACCUGAAAGAAACAAGAGUUACCAAUUCCAGGCUACGCCAGACGACUACGAUACCAGUCAGAAAUAUCAGAAAGGACAUUUAUUACCAAACUCCUUUGGAUCUAAUAUGAAUGUAAAACAAUCUACAUUCACACUGACCAACGCUGUUCCACAAGUGGAUAAAUUUAACACAGUGGCCUGGAGAAUUAUUGAAAGAGAUUUGAAAAGCUAUAUGGGGAAUUAUUGUGUCAACAACAAUGAUCAGAUAGAAGCUUAUGUGGUGAUCGGAGCACAGCCUGGCACGGACAACAAAUUUCUUAACGGCAAGAUUAAGAUUCCUUCAAUAUUGUGGUCAGCCUUCUGCUGCUACAGCAAGAGUACGGGUACAUGGCUGACAAGUGCUCAGUGGGGGAAGAAUACAGACCACCCAGAACUUCAGAGUAAGACAUUGAAUGAAUUGUAUCACGUAUUGGGUCAUGGAUUUGAUUUGUUUCCCAACACACAGUGCCCUCGGGACUGUGAAUGUACUUUGUCUGGCUGCAAACGACCCAGAUCCUCCUAAUAUAUCUUUAUGUUAUCUUGAUCAUUUCUAACAACCUUUGUAAGUCCUUCAUCCUUUGUGCUGGUACAAGAAAUAAUGUAUUUUCCCGUUAUUUGCCCUGGCCAAUAGGGUGACCACGAGGUUUUUUUUUUCCGAUGCGUUGGGGCAUUUAGCGAUUUAACCUCACCCCCAUCCCGACCUUAACCCAGUUUCUUGUUCUAAAUUUCCCAUUUACCGUGUUUGAGAGGAACGAUACAACAAGAAACAAAGUGUUUCAUUUGCAAAUGAGUUAAGGUUAGGAUGGGGUGAGGGGAAAGUUGAAUUGCAAGAGAGUAAAGGUCACAGUUUGCUAAAAUCUCAGUUUUACCACGGGCGUCUGAAAGCGAUGCUUUGGCCCAGUGCGUCGCCUCCCGAACAAAUGCUGGUCACCCUUCGUCAUUUUUCGACGCUUUGGAUGUGAGAAUGUGUUGGCUUUACCAGUUCAAGCAUGUGAGGGACUAAAAAGGACUUUGUGAUUAGGUUAAGGUUGUUUUCCAACUAAGGGUUCUGGCUAUUCAUUACUGUGAAAAUAAUAUUAAAUGAAUAAAAAAUAACAAUAAAAGUUCUCACCUUACCCAAGUUGUCAUAUAGAAUAUGUUUAAUGUUAUGUAGUUUUCAAUGAGGUGCUUCCCUUCACAUACAUAAUAAACUAACGCUGACAUUUGAAACAACAGCGAAUCACAUUUAGCUGUUGAAAGUCUUUUCUUGGCCCAUGUGUUUAUAAUAACAAUCUGUUUGACUUUAUUGAAGCCAUACUUUGCAACUUUUUCAUGUUUUUAAAUCAUUUUUCAGAGGUGUGGACUUGAGACACAUGACUUGGACUCGAGUCAAUAUUUUAAUGACUUCUGACUUGACUUGAUAAAAUCUAUAAAGACUUACGACUUGACUCGGGCUUGAACGCCAAUGACUUGCGACUUGAAUCGACUUGCGUCUGUUGACUUGAUGAGUGGCACGACAUGGACAAAAAUUAUAAAUCGUUCUUCGUUCUGGGUUUGAUCUUGUACGGCUAAAUGCAGCAGCACUUUGUUUAUAAUCAGUUUCAGUUUAACUUUCUGCUUGUUUGAGCAAAUAAAUGAAGCUUUAAGAAGCUUUAUUUCUGGAAUUUAUUUAUUAUCAUCGUCAUUAAAUUGAAGUUGGACAGAUGACUUGAUUAUGACUUGAAAAUUCAAAGUUAAGGACUUGGAUUUGACUUGGACUUCCAGAUCAUUGACUUUGGACUUGACUUGGACUUAUAGUUGUCUUUGACUUGGACAUGACUCAAAACUUGACUGGAAAGACUUGUGACUUAAUUGGGACUUGUAAAGCAGUGACUUGGUCCUACCUCUCUCAUUUUCCUGAGCCAGUAUGUGCUAAUGAACCUUUACAGGGUAGAAAAAAACCUAAAUCCUGGAUUAGCUAACAUAAUCUAAAAGGCCAUU
Molecule: messenger RNA, 4298 nt
Organism: Nothobranchius furzeri (turquoise killifish)
Lineage: Eukaryota; Metazoa; Chordata; Actinopteri; Cyprinodontiformes; Nothobranchiidae
Source: RefSeq, a predicted model, not a curated record